Molecule: messenger RNA, 4545 nt
Organism: Pichia membranifaciens NRRL Y-2026
Lineage: Eukaryota; Fungi; Ascomycota; Pichiomycetes; Pichiales; Pichiaceae
Exons: 1
Coding region: 1-4545 (1514 amino acids)
Cellular component (GO): Swr1 complex
Molecular function (GO): histone binding; ATP hydrolysis activity; ATP binding
Source: RefSeq, a predicted model, not a curated record
AUGUCGAACAUUCUAUCCUCCACUGAAUUGAAAUUGCUAGAUCUACUUACAGAUUCGAAUAUAUUGAUAGAUGAACUCUAUCAUCUUCAGAACUUUCAAUCAAUUACGAACUAUAAUCCCAAUCCUGACAAUAUAAUACUAAAUAAAGAUUCUCAAAGUUUUGUCAACUUCAAGAAUGAUUUAAAUCUGGACAUAUGGCCUCAACCUGGAAAGAGGCUGACAAGAAGGAUAUCUGUUGAUCAGAAUAAUGUUGCCACAAAAUUGAAAAAUAAACUAUCGGGUCUUCUCGAUUCACGAAUAAAAGAAAGGUUAGAGUUGCAGUCGAACGAUAAAAAUAUUGUCAAGCAUGAUCAGAACGGGAAGAAGAGAAGGUCGGAACUUAACUCUGUUUCUAAAAGUCCCAAAAAACUCAAACUAUCAAAAAUGAUAAAUUUGAAUUUAACCGUCAAGCCUCAAAUAGUAACCCACCCAAGUCAUAUACCUACUCAUUCCUUUGCAUCGAUUGACGAUCUGUUCGCUUCAUAUAGGAAUGUCAUUGAGGAUCCCACACCAGAGAUGGAUGCGAAAGACUUUGAGGAAUACAUUAAAGCUCAAUCAUUACUAGUCGACAAAAUCAAAGACGCUGUAAAUAACAAGCACCUACUUUAUAUUGAUUUCAACGAAAAUAUCUUCAAAAAUGUUCCAAGCGGUAUGCGUGAACCAACAAUGAUUAAAAGAAAUCAAAAUUACAAUUUAAACUACUAUAAACCUACAGAAACACCAUUUAGAAUGAAAAAUGAUUUAACUCAUUAUGAUCAUUUGUUAGCUCAGGGAACAAAAUCAUCCAAAUUAAUACAUGACCUACGUACUACCAAAAUUCAAAAAUGUAAAAGAAUUGCACAGAUGAUUGAAGUGCAUUUCAAGCGAUUGUCACAGGAAAAAGAUAAACAAGAGAAAGAGUACAAGAAGAAAAUUACUCGAUUAGCAAGAGAAACCGCAAAGGAAGUGAAGAAAAAGUGGUUGAUAGCAGUCAAGGCGUACAAGAUUUUGGAGGAACGAGAGAGAGAACGCGAGAGGUUAUUAAAAUCUAAAGAGCAAUUAUCCAAGAUACUAGACCACAGCACUAAAGUGUUAGGGGCUCAGCUAGUCGGUAAAACGUCAAACAAUAACUCCAGUGUUGAACCCGAGAAGAAUAGUGCUCCAGAGACUGAUGAAUCUACGACAGGUACUAGUAACGACGAAAUGUCAAGUUCCAGUGAUUCUGAAGCUGAAGAGGAUAAUGAAACCAAUGUUACAGAUAAUGCCACUAUACCCAGUCAUAAAGAAGAAGAAGAUGAUAAUAAAUUGAGUUUGGAAGCAUUGAAAGAAAAGUACAGUUUCUUGGAUAGGUCGGAAUCUCAAGCUGCUGACAUUGUGAAACUAGAUCAUUCGGCCCAUUCGGCCCAUUCGGCCCAGUCUUUAUCUUCGUUGUACAAUGAGAAGGAAGAAGCCACAAUCGAAUCUAAGUCAUGCAUGAUUGAUCAGCUAGAUGAGAAUGAAAGGGCUAAAAUGUUAUCUAACAGUUUAGACGUCAACUCAGUCUUGAGCGACGAAAGCAACUCAUUAUCAGACUCUGAUAUUGACUCAUCUUCAAUGUCCGAUUUUGGCAGCGAUUCUGAGCUAGAAAACGUUCCGAACUUGAGAUCCCUAUUCUCUAACAACAACAUAUCAGACUCAGAUGAUGAUGAGUCUGUAUAUAGCGAUAACGCUGGUACUGAGACACCGUCUUCUUCCCCAGAACAUACUGCAGAAACUGCUGUUGGCACCGAUGAUGACGGAAUUCCAGAUGUUACCACCCCAGCUUUGUUGAAGGGUCAGUUACGUCCAUAUCAGAAACAGGGUCUAAAUUGGUUAGCUUCCUUAUACAAUAACGGUACAAAUGGAAUUUUGGCAGAUGAAAUGGGAUUAGGUAAGACCAUUCAAACCAUUUCUCUUCUAUCAUAUCUUGCAUGUGAGAAAAACGUGUGGGGCCCACAUCUAAUUGUUGUACCAACAUCUGUAAUGUUGAAUUGGGAAAUGGAGUUCAAAAGAUUUGCACCAGGUUUUAAGGUUUUAACAUAUUAUGGAUCUCCUCAACAGCGAAAAGAAAAGAGGAAGGGUUGGAACACACCGGAUACUUUUCAUGUGUGCAUAACCUCUUAUCAACUUGUGGUGCACGAUCAGCCUAUUUUUAGAAGAAAAAAGUGGAAGUAUAUGAUAUUGGAUGAGGCCCAUAAUAUUAAAAAUUUUAAGUCUCAAAGAUGGAAGGCACUAUUGAAUUUUAACACUGAACACAGAGUUUUACUUACUGGUACUCCUCUUCAGAACAACAUCAUCGAACUCUGGUCCUUAUUAUAUUUUCUUAUGCCUUCAUCAAAAGAAGGUGGUAUAACCAUGCCUGAGGGAUUUGCAGAUUUGAUGGAUUUUCAACAGUGGUUUGGAAAACCUGUUGACAAGAUCAUUCAGCAGGGUGGUGAUGACAAAGAAACAAGAGAAACUGUCAAUAAAUUGCACCAAGUUUUGAGACCUUAUUUACUAAGAAGGUUGAAGCAAGACGUUGAAAAACAAAUGCCAGCUAAGCAUGAACAUAUCGUUUACUGCAGGCUCUCAAAGAGGCAAAGGUUGUUGUACGAUGAUUUCAUGAGCAGAGCACAAACUAAAGAAACAUUAGCUAGUGGUAAUUUUUUGAGCAUUAUCAACUGCCUAAUGCAACUUCGAAAAGUUUGUAAUCAUCCUGAUCUAUUUGAAGUUAGACCUAUUUUAACCAGUUUUGCUCAAGAUAAAUCGGUUGCUUCCAAUUUCGAACUUCAGAAUCAUGUCGUUAGAGGUUUAUUGAAGCAGAAUAGUCAGGAAAUCGUUGAUAAAUCUUUUAUCAAUCUGAUUUCAGGCUUGAAGCGUUUUGAUCUUGAAACUUCGUACCAUUUGAAGACCAUAAAAGCUUUGAACGCAUCAAACAUUUUCGAAAAUAAAAUUGACGAAUUGGAAAAAAAGGUUGAAGGAAAGAUUCUAGAGCCUAACUUUAAUGACUUACAGGUUUAUUACGAGUACGUAUUAAAUAAAGAAAACACGGAUUUGUUGGAAAUGAUGCGUCACAGAAAAUAUGUUAACGACUUCAACUGUAAUAAAACGCAACUAAUCUCCUCCAGUGUGAUUGAUAUUUUAACACUUCGAAAACCAAGAAAUCAUUUAAUUCAACUUCAACGUUUGUCAUUGGUUAAAAGCGUUGAUACGAGGUGCUCUUUGAUGAAGGAGAUACUAGAAAAAUAUGCGUUUGUUACUCCUAAGGCUGUCUGUAACAAUAUGAAUGACUUACUCUAUCCUACAGACUUGCAACAGGAGCUUAGACAUGAUUCUCAAACAAAUAUCAUCGAGAACCCUUUUCACCAGAUACAAGUAAAAUCAUCUAUUGCUUUCCCUGAUAAAUCAUUGUUGCAAUAUGACUGUGGUAAGCUUCAAAAACUAGCUCAGCUUUUACACAAUUUAAUUCCUCAAGGGCAUAGAGUCUUGAUAUUUACUCAAAUGUCGAAAGUUUUAGAUAUUCUUGAACUAUUCCUUAACUACCAUGGAUAUACUUACAUGCGUUUGGACGGUGCAACCCGUAUUGAAGACAGACAGUUAUUGACAGAACGUUUCAACAAUGAUUCCCGAGUCAAGUGCUUUAUUUUGAGCACUAGAGCUGGUGGACUUGGUAUCAAUCUAACGGGUGCAGAUACUGUUAUUUUCUACGAUUCGGAUUGGAAUCCAGCCAUAGAUAAGCAGUGUCAGGACAGAUGCCACAGAAUUGGACAAACUAGAGAUGUUCACAUCUAUAGAUUCGUGUCCGAGUAUACCAUUGAAGCUAAUAUUUUAAAGAAAGCAGAGCAAAAGAAACAUCUUGAUAAUGUGGUUAUACAAAAGGGUGAUUUCACAACCGACUACUUUAGUAAGUUAACAGUCAAUGAGCUGUUGGGUAAAGAAACAGAAAACAUAGAAACAGAUGUUGAAAACAGUGCAAAAUCAAACGGCACCAUUUUGAGAAAAGGACAAGAUUUCACUAAAGCUUUGGAAAUGGCAGAAGAUGCAGAGGAUGCCAAAGCUGCUGAGAUUGCAAUGCGUGAAUCUAAUGUUGAUGUAGAAGAUUUCUCUGAUAGUGAGAAAAAUACCAGUUCAAGUGUUACCGAAACUAGUGAGUUCAAAGCUGAUAGUGGUAACCAGAAUAGCAACACUGAAGGUGUAGAGGUGGAAACUUUAGCACGUCGUAUUGUUGCACGUAAGGAAAUUCGUACGUACAAAGAUGAUGUCAAACAACCAAAUGGUAAAUCACAUGAUCCGGAUGCGGUUGCGAAUGAAGAAGAUUAUAGCAAGAUGGAUAACCCAGAUACCGAAGCUGAAAACAAGCAUUGCGAAAAAGCAAACGAGGAAAGAGAGGGAGGAGAAAAUGAUGGCGAUGAAAAGGGUGGUGAAAACGAAAGCGAUGACGGUGAAGACGACGGUGAAGAAGACGAUGAAAUUGGUCAUAUUGACGAGUAUAUGAUUCGUUUCAUUGCCGGAGGUUAUUACUUUGACUAA